UCCUAUACCAUUUAUGGUGUCGCAUUGCAGUAUUGCAGAGUGGAACAACAAUCCCCAGCUAGCUAGCAGCAAUGGCUCUGAAUCUCUUUGUCUCUCCUAAAUGCAAAUGGACCGUUCCUCCUUCCACGAUCGUGUUUGAUAAUGCUUCUUCUUCCAAGCUACCACUUGGUUCUUCUUCUUCAUCUUCUUCAGCUUCUUCCGUUUACAGAAGUGUGAGUUUGAGGAGAAGUGGUAGUGUUGCGGUGAGAUCAAGCUUGGAAACCGCGGGGCCCACGGUGACGGUGGGGAAGGUGACCGAGGUGAACAAGGAUACGUUCUGGCCCAUCGUUAACGCCGCCGGUGAUAAAACCGUCGUCCUCGACAUGUUCACCCAAUGGUGUGGUCCCUGCAAAGUGAUUGCUCCAAAGUAUCAAGAAUUAGCUGAGAAGAAUCUGGAUGUUGUCUUUCUAAAGCUUGAUUGCAACCAAGAUAACAAGCCUCUGGCAAAAGAACUUGGAAUUAAAGUUGUUCCAACUUUUAAAAUUCUGAAGGACAGCAAGAUUGUGAAGGAAAUUACUGGAGCAAAAUAUGAUGACUUGGUCGCUGCCAUAGAAACUGUCCGAUCUAGCUAAAGAAUAUAGCUAUUCUCUUUCUAUGUAUAAAUUUCAUGCUUGACAACACCCUUUGUAAGUAUUUCCAAUGAAAUUGUAAGAUGAGGAAAUGUCAUCAUGUGUGAUUGUUGUAAGCUGUAAUUGAUGAUUCCCCAUGCCUAGGGAAAAGUUGCUCAAUAUUAUUUGUUUUAUCUA
Lotus japonicus is the source of this 785-nucleotide messenger RNA. Its product is annotated as thioredoxin F-type, chloroplastic-like. The record is from RefSeq and is a predicted model, not a curated record. NCBI's taxonomy places the organism in Eukaryota, Viridiplantae, Streptophyta, Magnoliopsida, Fabales, Fabaceae. The transcript has 3 exons. The coding region runs from base 72 to 611 and encodes 179 amino acids.